Zasmidium cellare ATCC 36951 is the source of this 948-nucleotide messenger RNA. RefSeq lists its product as uncharacterized. The transcript has 2 exons. The record is from RefSeq and is a predicted model, not a curated record. Gene Ontology annotation, molecular function: oxidoreductase activity, acting on the CH-OH group of donors, NAD or NADP as acceptor; NAD+ binding. The coding region runs from base 1 to 948 and encodes 315 amino acids. Gene Ontology annotation, biological process: fatty acid metabolic process. NCBI's taxonomy places the organism in Eukaryota, Fungi, Ascomycota, Dothideomycetes, Mycosphaerellales, Mycosphaerellaceae.
AUGGGCAUAGGAACAACCGUCACCAUCGCCAUAAUCGGCUCCGGCACCAUCGGCCUCUCCUUCGCCGCCCUGCACCUAACCCGCGACCCACACUCCAAAGUCAUCAUCUACGACCCGCGACCCGGCCUGCAAGCCUACAUCCAAGCCAACAUAACCUCCUACCUGGUCAACACCGACGUCCAGCAAUGCCUGGCCCGUUUGCACAUAGCCCCGACGUUGAAAGACGCCGUUGAGAGGGCGGACGUUGUGCAGGAGCAGGGACCAGAAAACCUCCCCUUCAAACGCACCCUCUGGCCACAAAUCGAGCUCCACGCCCCACCACACGCCCUCUUCAUGUCCUCCACCUCCGGCAUCCCCGCCUCGCAACAAUGCACAGGAAUGAAAGACCCCUCGCGCCUCCUCGUCGUCCACCCCUACAACCCACCGCACAUAAUGCCCCUCCUCGAACUCGUCCCCUCCCCCCUCACCUCCCCCACCACAAUAACCUCCACCCAAAAAUUCUUCACCUCCCUCGCCCGCGUCCCCAUCCCCCUCCAAAAAGAAACCCCCGGCUUCGUGGCCAACCGCCUCGCCUUCGCCCUGCUGCGCGAAGCCUGCUCUUUGGUAUCCUCCGGCGUCGUGUCAGUCAAAGAUCUCGACAGCAUCGUGACGUCGUCCAUGGGACCGCGGUGGAGCGUCGCGGGGCCGUUUAAAUCCUAUCAUGCCGGGGGUGGGGAGGAGGGGUUGAGGGGUUUUAUGGAGAAGAUUGGGGGCACGGUGGGGAUGUGUUGGGGGGAGAGUGAGAGGGGGUAUCGGGAGAAUAGUAUUGUGGUGGGGGAGGGGACGUGGCAGGAGGAGGUUUGUCUGCAGGCCGAGGAGGCGUAUGGACGGGUGGAUACGGGGGAGAGGGAUCGGAAGACGCGGAGGGUGUUGGAGGUUGUGGGGGAGAGGGAGAGGGAGGUGAGAUGA